AACAACAAACAAACAUUAACUCACUCAACACACUUGCAAUGUGGACUGGACUUAAGUAUUACGAUCAAUACAUAAAAGUGGCACGUACCUUGUACACAGAACAGAGUUGGAUUAGAUGUCGUUUUACAUACAAACUUGAGUAUGAGUCAAGCUAACAUCGAGUAGUAGUUGGAGUGCAGUUUAUUUUUCAGUUUUUGUUUUCUUUAUUUUGUAUUGUAAUUAAGUUCAAGAAAUUGGUGAACAUUCAUUAAAUUGUGUUUUAUAUUUUCAAUUUGUGAGUGAAUAAAUUAUUAUACUGACUCAUCCAAAUAAUUUACAACAAAUGUGUGGAACAACAUGGACAAAUUUAUGCUUAUGAGCCUGUCAGUGGCUCUUUUCAUUGCUUUGAUUCCGACUCUGAUUGAAUCCGCCGGAACUAAUGUUGAGCACAGGGAAGCAUACUUCAAUGGAUCAUCAUACUUACGACUGUUGACACCGAUGCCAAUGUGGAAGCACUCAGCUUUUAGUGUUAGAAGUUGUCGAGGAGGUGAAUUGAUAUCCCAGAGGUUCGCCGGCCGUACAUUUCUGUUGUCCAUUUAUUCCGACUAUGUGUCGAUUUCAUUGGUUACACCGAAUGCUCACACUGAGGCUCGAGUUGCCUCUAGUUUAUUGGACAAUAAGUGGCAUACUAUUGAAUUCUUGCUUCAAAUGGGAUCAUUGAAAUUGUUGAUUGAUAGGAAGGAAACCGUAAUUGCCAAUUCGACAUACAAUACAAUGAUGUUAACCGAUCCACCAAAUGAUGAGGCAGCUAUUCUAAUUAUUGGAACCACAUAUUCGGGGUGUAUGCUCCAUGGACCGGGUCUAAAUUUCAGUUCGAGUGUUCAAAACAGUCCCAUCCAAUUUGGUCCGUGUCCUCUAAUGCAAGGAUCAUGCACUCAAAAUGACGUUUUAGUACGAGCCCCCGAGAUUGACCAUUGUCUACAUGAGCCCUGUAUGGGUGGAACAUGCAUUUCACUCGCAGAUACUUACGAGUGUCAUUGCUCUUCGAGGUACAAAGGCAAGAAUUGUGAAAUAGAUACCGGUCCACCAUGCCGUUCCAAUCCUUGUUUCAAUCAUGGGGUUUGUAUAGAAGAUAGCCGGGGUGAUUAUACAUGCAAUUGUGAGAAAACUGGUUAUUCUGGAAGUCAUUGCGAGACCGAAAUAAGUGUCCAUCCGUUAUGUGAAACCAAACCGUGCUUGAACAACGGUAUCUGUAAAGUUGUAACCGGUUCUUCUAAAAUUGAAUGCGAUUGUGCCAAAGGCUUCAGUGGUAGCAGAUGCGAGGUGAAUUGGGAUGACUGUGAAUCGAACCCAUGUCAAAAUAACGGUGUCUGCAUCGAUGAAAUCGCAGGAUUUCAUUGCAAUUGUGAAAAUACUGGAUACACAGGGACUUUGUGUGAGGACAAUGAAAAUGAAUGCAAGAAGAAGCCCAAUAUAUGCUUAAAUGGGGCCAUUUGCUACGACACUUACGGCAGCUACGUUUGUGAGUGUCAACCCAACUUUGGUGGAUUUAACUGCGAGCAGCCGAUUGAUCAAUGUUCAGCAAAACCCUGUAAUAAUGGGGCAACAUGCAUAAAUCGGAAGGAUGGCAUUCAGUGUGUUUGUCCCCAUGGAUUUGUUGGAGAAUUUUGUGAAAAUGAAUCGGAUUGUGGUAGAGAUUGCCCAAAAGGCACUGAAUGUAUUGGUGGACAAUGUUGUGAGCCUGAAGCGAAUGGCAAACAAUGCAAAGCUCUACCAACAGAAGAUUGUAAUUGUCUGAACGGCGGAACAUGCAACGAAAAUGGAAAUACAUCGGCGUGUAUUUGUCCUGAGGGGUAUGAAGGCACUUUAUGUGAAAAAGAUAUUGACGAAUGUUCACAAAACCCAAAUAUUUGUGUCAAUGGAAUUUGUGUAAACCAACCAGGAACUUUUAAGUGCUAUUGCGAACCAGGCUACACUGGUUUCCUGUGUACAAGUGAUGUAGAUGAAUGCUUAAGCCAGCCAUGCAAGAACAAUGCAACAUGUAUUAACAAGGUGAAUGAUUUUAAAUGUCUAUGUGGUGAAGGCUAUGAGGGUAAAGAUUGCGGACACGACAUAGAUGAUUGCGCAAGUAAUCCAUGCUUUACUGGUUCUACGUGUGUUGAUGGCGUCGCUGAAUACAAAUGUAUCUGUCCAAAUGGAAUGACAGGCCAAAACUGUGAAAUUGAUAUAGACGAUUGUGAGUCACAACCUUGUCUUUUUGGUGGUAGGUGUCAGGACCUGUUGGGCGGCUUCCUGUGUAACUGUUCAGGCACAGGCUUUACAGGAGAACAUUGUGAGAACAAUAUUGAUGAAUGUCUAUCCUCCCCUUGUGAAAAUGGUGGACAAUGUGUGGACAAAAUUAAUGAUUAUCAGUGUAAUUGCUUUCCGGGAUAUACUUCUAAAAAUUGCGAAAUUGAUAUUGAUGAAUGUGCGAGUGGACCUUGUCUAAAUAACGGAAAAUGUUUGCAGAGAUCAAAUAUUACGCUCUAUACUAUGUCAAACACACAUACAGACGUAGAAAUGCCAUCAAUAUUUUAUAACGAGUUUUCGUAUGAAAAUGCAAGUGGAUAUGAGUGUGUCUGUAUACCGGGUAUUAAAGGUGAUAAAUGUGAAAUUGAUAUUGAUGAAUGUGCUAGUGCACCAUGUCUACACGGAAGCUGUCAAGACGAGGUCAACAAUUUCACAUGCCAAUGUGACACUGGAUAUGAAGGACCAUUAUGCGAAAUUGAAAUCGAUGAAUGCGCAACGUAUAAACCAUGCAUCCACGGAAAGUGUUUCGAUCGUAUAGGUUAUUAUGAUUGCAAAUGCGACCCGGAUUGGGGAGGAAGAAAUUGCUCUGUUAUGUUGAUAGGGUGCCAAAAUUCGCCAUGCUUAAAUGAGGGUAUUUGCACACCAUCACUAGAGAAUGAAACACAACACCGAUUCAAUUGUAGCUGCAUCGAUGGAUUCACUGGCUCUCGCUGUGAGAAAGAUACAACAUUGUCACUUAACAAGCAAAGUUUAGUUACUGUGAACACCAACCGUGUGGAGGGAUAUGAUAUCAGCCUUCGAUUUAGAACUACACUUCCAAAUGGCAUAUUGGUGUUUGGCAGCGGUGGUGGUGCAGUCGAAAGCCUUAAUCGUUUCAUUCUUGAGCUAGUAAACGGCCGGUUAAAUCUACAUUCACCACUGCUCAACAAAUGGGAAGGCGUCUUCAUUGGUUCUGGUUUGAAUAAUAGCGACUGGCAUAGAGUGGUUGUUGCUAUCAAUUCAACGCAUUUACUUCUGUCAGCGAACGACGAAACCACAAUCUAUCCGAUAAAUCAGUAUGAUUCUAAUACAAGCUAUACAGUCUUUCCCACAACCUACGUAGGUGGUUCGAUUCCAAGACUUACAUCAUAUUUGCGGCAUUUGGCGCAUGCCGCAUCAAGCUUUGUUGGUUGUAUGCAGGAUAUAAAUAUCAAUGGUCAAUGGAUCUUUCCACUCGACAAAAUUGAAAAUCAGACACUAGAGAACAUAGAACCCGGCUGUCUAAGAAAACCGCAAUGUGAUCCCAAUCCGUGUGGUGAGAAUGGGGAGUGCAUCGAUGAGUGGUCUAUAUUCAAAUGCAGCUGUCGACGACCCCAUUUGGGCGAUAAAUGUCAAUAUAACAUUACAGCGGCUACAUUCGGAAAUGAAAACACAACUCAUUCAGUGGUUUUCGUGAAUGUGACUGAAACCGCUCGCCGGAUGUUGCGAAGUGUGAUCGAUAUUUCAAUGUUUGUGCGCACACGCCAACCCACCGGACAUGUAUUCUACGUGGGCAGUGAUAAGAGAAAAGCCAGCAGUGGCAGUAAUGUUUCGUUCAUUUCGGCUAAAUUGAACGGUGGUGAAUUACUAGUUAAAUUCCAAAUAAAUGGCAGUUUGGAAGAGCAACCGGUUGGGGGUAAUCGGCUGGAUAACGGAUACAUACAUCUAUUGCAAGUGAUACGCAAUCAAACUUUGGUUCAAGUGAAAAUUAACGGCACUGAAUAUUUCCGUAAAACAUUGUCGUCGGUAGGUCCAUUAGAUGCAGAGAAUUUGUAUCUCGGUGGCCCACCAAAUGCCUAUCACUCAAAUGAUGAUAGUACCACCGAAAAUGAUUUACCAUCAAGGGAUAACUCAGACAAAGAUUACUUCAAAGGAAUCAUACAGGACGUUCAGAUUUCGAACGGAUCCCAAUCGAUGAUUGUUGAAAUAUUUCCACUUCAAGAUAAGAGCCUAAGACUACCGAAACGACUCGGUUUCGCUGUUUUUGACGAAACUUCCAUUUUACCUGGGGAAGUUUCAGACGAUUUGUGUCGCCAUUCGCCUUGUUUGCAUGGGGCGGUAUGCAAAAAUACAUGGAACGACUUUAUUUGCAUUUGUCCGCGCGGCUAUUUUGGUCGUUUUUGCCAGGACACACAAUUCUGUGAGUUAACCACUUGUCCUGGUAGUGGUGUAUGUCAAAAUUUGGACGACGGCUUUGAAUGCAUUACUAAUGUUACAUUCCAAGGAGACGAUGUAAAACCUCUGGCAUUUACAUAUCAUCAAAGAGACGACACGUCUGCCAAACCUAUGAAAGGUUCAAUCGAAAUUUCAUUUAGAACUAAAACAGGCGGAACACUUCUCUAUGUGCAAAAUCAAAAGAAAUAUUUUCAAAUAGCAGUUUUUAAGAAUCAAGUGACCUUGUCAUGGAAUUUGACUGGCGACUUACCAGAAAUCAAAAGAUUUGCUCAAGACAAUUUAAGCUAUGAUUGGCAAACGCUCAUUAUUAAUGUUCAAGAUAAUUUACUAAAGGCAAACUUCAAAGGAUAUGAAGAAGCAUAUGAUACUGGUGUACAACAGUCGGCAACAGCAGAAAUUAAUCAAGAAGAGUUCAUAGACUUAUUUUCUGGGGAGAAUUUAAUAUAUUUAGGUGGGCUGGAGCCGGCAGUCGAUUCCAAAUUGAUUGGAGAUGAUAAUGGAGCCGCAUUCAAAGGAUGCGUUGGCGAAGUUCGAAUUGGCGGAUUUCUCUUGCCAUUCUUUCCACAUACGGAAAUACUUUUUGAAAAGAUCAAACCACGCUCACAGUUUCGACUGAAUUCAACAAAGCCAAAAGAGGGCUGUGUUUUAUGCUUCCAACACGAUUGUCAAAAUGGUGGAAUUUGCGCAAAUCCCACUGAAGAGUAUGCAUGCACUUGUCCAGCUGGCUACGAACAAGAUGACUGUUCCGAAAACACGGACGAAUGUCUAUCUGCGGUCUGUUUGAAUAAUUCAACAUGUAUCGAUCUGGUGGCAAACUACACGUGUAAAUGCUUGGCUGGUUUCGAAGGGCAAAAUUGUGGAACAGAAAUCGACGAAUGUGCAAGUGCACCCUGCCAUAACGGAGGGAACUGCACUGAUCUACUCGCAUCUUACACUUGUACAUGUACAGAAGAAUAUGAUGGGCCACACUGCGAUAUAUUACGGCAAAUCACAUGCGAGAACAAACCAUGCCGCGCGGGAUCUUUGUGCAAAGAUGGCUUCAAUUCAACAACAGGCAAUAACUUUACAUGUGUUUGCCGUCCGGGAUAUCAAGGUGCUUUGUGCGAUAUUCCAUUCUGUGCAGUCGAACCAGGUUGCAGAAAUGGAGGUUUCUGUUUGACAACAGGUAUUUCACCUGUUUGUACAUGCAGCUUGGGCUAUACAGGCAUUUACUGUGAGACAGACCUGAACGAAUGCGAUAGCUCGCCAUGCCAAAACAAUGGAGAGUGUGUCGAUUUGAUCGGAAGGUAUCAGUGCCGAUGUUCAGGAACUGGAUUUGAAGGCGUCAACUGUGAAACUGACAUUGAUGAAUGUCAAGUAGAUAAUAUUGAUUGUGGAGGUCGCGGCUAUUGCAUCAACACACGUGGAUCUUACAAUUGCAAAUGUAAUGAAUUUGGCUUCUGUGGUAAUGCAUGUUCCAUUGAAGAUCCAUGCGUUCAUGGUAACCCCUGCCAUAACGGAGGCACUUGUAUAGAAAAAUGUACGGAUGUAGCGGACUUCUAUUGUAACUGUACAGACGAAUACACUGGCAAAAAUUGCACGGAAGUGGCGGUUUCAGAGAAAGAAACUGGAAUUACACCAACCGACGUGGCCAUUGUUGUUAUUCCAAUUUUAGUAGGCAUUCUCAUAAUAGGUGGUAUAUUUUUGGUUGCAUUUUUGAUGAUGGCGCGUAAUAAAAGAGCAACAAGGGGAACGUAUUCACCGAGUGCUCAGGAGUAUACUAACCCUCGUUUAGAAAUGGACAAUGUUCUAAAAGUGCCACCACAAGAACGAUUGAUUUGAAUUCCUGCUCUGACCCAGAGUCUGACCAUAUUUAUGUUAAGCACUCCGUACAAAUAUUUUCUCUGCGCGUUCAAGACUUUUGGUCUAACCAAAUAGUGUAUUCGCAUCACUCAAUUUUACCUUAGAAAAAAUGCUUUUAACGUACUUUUGUGGAAGCUAGUUAGAUGAUAUCGUUUAUAAUAUACAUAAAUCCUCUGCUUUGAAAAACUUUAAAAUUGCUCCGCCGACUUAGCGAUUCCAAUAUGCAAUUGAUAUCUGAAUGACGCCAAUUCUCGAGAAAACGACGAUUACCACAACUUUAUUUCGGCCACUUUUUCUCAUUACUCAAAUCGAACACGCUGGAAACAUGUUUGUACGAAGUUUAGACAAUCCGCCCUGUAGACGAAAUAAGGACGUUAACUAGAUUCCGAACCAUUGUAUGAGUAGGUAGUACUUAAGUUUCAAUAAUUUUUCGAAACUUCAAAUUUAACAAUAAUUUGCGUGAUAUAAAUCAUUUAUUUAUGUUAAUAAAGACUUUUCAAUCGACCGAAAUAUUUAUACCAAACAAAAA
Messenger RNA from Sitodiplosis mosellana (orange wheat blossom midge), 6832 nucleotides. RefSeq names its product protein crumbs (gene crb). Gene Ontology annotation, cellular component: plasma membrane; protein-containing complex. Gene Ontology annotation, molecular function: calcium ion binding. The record is from RefSeq and is a predicted model, not a curated record. Gene Ontology annotation, biological process: heterophilic cell-cell adhesion; establishment or maintenance of epithelial cell apical/basal polarity. Bases 337 to 6282 code for a protein of 1981 amino acids. The transcript is spliced from 27 exons. NCBI's taxonomy places the organism in Eukaryota, Metazoa, Arthropoda, Insecta, Diptera, Cecidomyiidae.